UAUUGUAAAUUCGUAAUGGCAUAUUUGUUAUUAUUGUUGUUAUUUGGUCCACUUAUUUUCCAUAUUGUCACGAGAUACAAUAGAAGAGGUCGAUUAUUACGUAAAAUCCCUGGACCAACGCCUUAUCCACUUGUAGGCAAUUUGUUAAAAUUCAAUGUUAAAUGUUUACAUGAAUUUUGGAAAGUCGCCCGUGAAAUUACGAAUACAUAUUAUCCAAUAACAAGAUUUUGGCUUUGCAAAACUGCUGUAAUUAGUGUUCGUCAUCCAGACGAUUUAGAAAUAUUAUUUACGGGUCAAAAAUUCAUUGAAAAAGGCUACAUAUAUGAAUAUCUUCAUCCUUGGCUUAAAACUGGCCUACUGACAAGCACAGGAAAUAAAUGGCGUCAAAGGCGAAAAAUUUUAUCACCUGCAUUUCAUUUCAGUAUUUUAAAGAAAUAUUUGGAAAUAAUAAACGAAGAAGGCAAAAAGUUCAUGAAUAUUCUCAAAAAUGAAGGCGAUGAAAUAAUAAAAAAUCUUGUACCUUUUUCAUCAAAAUACACAUUAAACAUUGUUUGUGAAUCAGCAAUGGGUGUUGCAUUAGAUACAAUAGAUAGUACAAUAGUCAAUAAAUAUAGAGAAGCGGUUUACGAUAUGGGAAAUAUAGUACUUUACAGGNNGCCGAGACCAUACAUCACAAAUUGGAUGAUGAACUUUAUAUGGAAAAUGGGAAAUGUACAAAAAAAUGCUCUUAAAAUUUUACAUCAAUUUACAGAUACGGUAAUAAAAGAUCGAAAAGAGUAUCAUAAACGAACAAACAAUAAAUAUUUAGAAGAAUUUAUUGCUGAAAUAAAUACAAAUACAUCCAAUAGUAUAGAUAUGGGAGGGAAAAAAAGAUUAGCUAUGCUUGAUCUUUUAUUAGCAGCUGAACAUAAUGGUUUGAUAGAUUAUGAAGGAAUCAAAGAAGAAGUCGAUACUUUUACAUUUGAGGCACACGAUACAACUGGAAUGGCCAUGACUUUCGUAUUAAUGUUGUUGGCUGAGAAUAAGAGACCGCAGAGUCUUGCGAGAGCCGAGGUUAGUGAAAUCUUGAAUAAAAAUGGAGGAGAAAUGGGAAUAACCACUCUUCAAGAGCUGCAUUAUCUCGAAAGAUGUAUAAAAGAAGCACUUCGACUCUUCCCACCGGUUCCCACGGUAUUACGUUAUACUUCAGAAGAACUUCAAUUAAGUAAUUCUAUUCAGAAAACUGAUUCUCAUAUAAUGAUUCACUUAUACGACACUCACAGAGAUCCAAAUUUUUGGCCAAAACCAGAUAAAUUUGAUCCAGACAGAUUCCUUAUCGAGCACUGUAAAAAUCGGCAUCCAUUUGCUUAUGUACCUUUCAGCGCCGGACCCCGUAAUUGUAUUGGUCAGAAAUUUGCUCUAAUGGAACUUAAAUCUUUAAUCGCUCGAAUUUUAUAUGACUUUUACCUAGAACCUAUUGAUCAUACAGCUGACAUGAGAUUGAUGGCAGAUAUCGUACUGCGCCCAUUGGAUCCAGUUAGAAUAAAGUUAAUUAGAAUAAAUAAGUCAUAAUGGAUAAGCUCUGUAUCAUUAGAUUUCUUAAA
Molecule: messenger RNA, 1583 nt
Organism: Ceratosolen solmsi marchali
Lineage: Eukaryota; Metazoa; Arthropoda; Insecta; Hymenoptera; Agaonidae
Product: cytochrome P450 4c3-like
Exons: 12
Coding region: 16-1551 (511 amino acids)
Molecular function (GO): iron ion binding; monooxygenase activity; heme binding
Source: RefSeq, a predicted model, not a curated record